Ruditapes philippinarum (Manila clam) is the source of this 573-nucleotide messenger RNA. RefSeq names its product FMRFamide receptor-like. NCBI's taxonomy places the organism in Eukaryota, Metazoa, Mollusca, Bivalvia, Venerida, Veneridae. Gene Ontology annotation, biological process: G protein-coupled receptor signaling pathway. The record is from RefSeq and is a predicted model, not a curated record. The coding region runs from base 1 to 573 and encodes 190 amino acids. The transcript has a single exon. Gene Ontology annotation, cellular component: membrane. Gene Ontology annotation, molecular function: G protein-coupled receptor activity.
AUGUCACAUGAACAGAAUAAAACUUCAGCUGAUGAGGAAGACAGUUUCCUUCAAAUAACGAUGAAGGUGAAAGAGUUAAAUUUAAAAGUAAAUCUGACUUAUGGGGAGGAUCAGAUUCAAGAUAAUGCCAUGGACGGCAUGUUACAGUUAAUGUUUAUUUUCUGGGGAGUUAUUAUACCUAUUAUCGGAGUCAUUGGUCUUGUAGGGAACAUACUUACUGGAAUUAUUUUAUUUCGUCGAGAAAUGCGAUCUACGACGGUAUAUUUCUUGCGGACGUUAGUCCUUACAGAUACGGGAAUUAUAAUUGGUGCAAUAAUGGGAGUUUCUGUGAUCUCUAUAACUCAACUUAAUCAACAUGAAUGGUUGUUUAAUCACGUCAUUUACCCGCAUAUUUUCACUCCUACAAACUACUUUGUGAUGGCUCUACAAACAUUAAAUGUUUGGGCAACUGUAGCAGUGUCAGUUGAACGUUACAUAGCAAUCUGUUUUCCAUUUAAAUCUAUAAAUAUAUGUAACAAACGUAACGCAUAUAUCAUUAUUGGCGUUACAAACUGUUUUGUCGACCGCUUAUAA